GCAUCGACAAGCAACAACAACGAAUACAGAUAUUCCGUCACCAAUCUUUGUAGCAUCGUACAAGGACCAAAAUAGAAUACUUGAGAAAAAUAAUACAAAUCUAAAAACUAUAGCAAUGUCUGCAGACGAGAAAGCCCCCGAUACCGGCAACGAGCCAAUUACCAUUCGAGUCCGUGACCAGGUGAGCGAAAUAAAUUGUCUUGGCAACGACGGGAUUGGGCGCUUGCUGCCAGUUGCUUGCCAACCGCUUCCUUCUACAUGGGCUCCCGUUUGGCUUUUCCUUUGCUUGGUUGUUUGUGCAACUGAGAUUGUCUCGCGAAGAUUUCGUUUCAUUGAGUGAGAAGUUCACAUGCGUUGAUUUGACGGGAACCCAGUAACGUUACUGAACCAGCGACCAGGAGUUUGAAGAAGAUCCUCAUUUUUUAUGGAACCAGAACGACAACUACCGUGCAUUACACAUACAUAUUGUGUUCCGACCGAACACCACAGCCCUUCUAACUGAAUUAUGAUUCGUUUCGCCCCGUUCUUUCCACACGAUACGCAACACGACACGACACACACACCGCUCGCUUCUGAAGACCGGAGAAGAAACAUUCUUUAAGAUCAAAAAGACAACCAAAAUGUCCAAGGUAUUUGGAACCUACGCAAACCGAAAGGGAGUCCAGCUAUCUUCUCUUCGUUUCCUUUUGGACGGAGAACGCAUCGAACCCGAUCAGACGCCAAAAAUGCUAGAAUUGGACGACCAAGACCAAAUCGAUUGCAUGCUGGAACAGUCCGGUGGAUGGUAACAUUGUUUUGAAUAGGACCUG
Pseudo-nitzschia multistriata is the source of this 809-nucleotide messenger RNA. The record is from the annotation of a GenBank genome assembly. NCBI's taxonomy places the organism in Eukaryota, Bacillariophyta, Bacillariophyceae, Bacillariales, Bacillariaceae.